This is a messenger RNA of Letharia columbiana, 792 nucleotides long. RefSeq lists its product as uncharacterized. The record is from RefSeq and is a predicted model, not a curated record. Lineage: Eukaryota; Fungi; Ascomycota; Lecanoromycetes; Lecanorales; Parmeliaceae. The transcript has a single exon. The coding region runs from base 1 to 792 and encodes 263 amino acids.
AUGAGUGCCAGACUGUUCUUCUAUGCCAAACAAUGCGACGUCUCCGUAGCCCCCCGACAGUUCAAGGAGGCCUCCCUGGCCCGAGAGGUCGAUCGACUUCGCUCCUUCUACGAGAAAAUCGAUGUUCAUGCCUAUGAAGAGACAAGAACCCUGGUAAAUUCACCCGCUCAUCCAGACAGCAGGAUAAUUGAACAUUUCACACAGUAUCCCCAUUGGAUCGGCCGCAGGGACAAGAGAGGCCAGCCGAUUUGCAUGUUCGAUGUCGCGAAGCUGGACUCCAAGACCAUGGCAGCAUUCAAAAAGUCCUCGGCCAAAAUGGAGGUUAAAGGGUCGGAUUUGAAAAUGCCGGGCAUCGUUUCGACGGAGAUGUUACGUGCUUUUACCAUAUUUGAUACGCUGGCUCGGUUCGUGAUGCCGCUGUGCUCUGCCGUCCCCAGUAGAAAGUAUCCGGACAUAGCAGUCACAAAGACGCUCUGCGUCAUCGACAUCUCGGGUAUGGGGCUUCGUCAGUUCUGGAAUCUGAGGGGGUAUCUGCAGGAUUUUAGUAGGCUGGUCGGGAUCAACUAUCCUGAGAUCCUCGACCAUGUUCUCGUACGCUUUUCACCUGCAUCACUCCGUUUCCAGUCGGUCACCACUGUAACAAUAUCGCUAAUUGGCAGGCACCAGGUCAUCGGAGCACCUUCCUACUUCCCAACUGUCUGGAGCUGUAUUCAGAAAUGGGUGGGCGCCAAUAUCGUCAAGAAAAUCCACAUUUUGCAGCCGUCGGAGGUCCUGCCUACGCUGCAGAAGUAA